Heteronotia binoei (common prickly gecko) is the source of this 579-nucleotide messenger RNA. Its product is annotated as histone H2B 5-like. The record is from RefSeq and is a predicted model, not a curated record. Gene Ontology annotation, cellular component: nucleosome. Lineage: Eukaryota; Metazoa; Chordata; Lepidosauria; Squamata; Gekkonidae. Gene Ontology annotation, molecular function: DNA binding; structural constituent of chromatin; protein heterodimerization activity. The coding region runs from base 118 to 498 and encodes 126 amino acids. The transcript has a single exon.
AGGGGCUUUAAAUAGCGGCACGGCGGAGUCGCUCUUCAGUCGCGCUGAGGUUGGGAGUGGUUUGGAAGCUGCUGGAGGCCUUUGCUUGUCUUUGUGAUUCGAAGCGUUUCCUGCAGGAUGCCUGAACCGGCUAAGUCUGCGCCUGCCGCCAAGAAAGGCUCCAAGAAAGCCGUAACCAAGACCCAGAAGAAGGGCGACAAGAAGCGCCGCAAGAGCAGGAAGGAGAGCUACUCCAUCUACGUCUACAAGGUCCUCAAGCAGGUCCACCCGGACACCGGCAUCUCCUCCAAGGCCAUGGGUAUCAUGAACUCCUUUGUCAACGACAUCUUCGAGCGCAUCGCCGGCGAGGCUUCCCGCCUGGCCCACUACAACAAGCGCUCCACCAUCACCUCCCGCGAGAUCCAGACGGCCGUGCGUCUCCUGCUCCCCGGGGAGCUGGCCAAGCACGCCGUCUCCGAGGGCACCAAGGCCGUCACCAAGUACACCAGCUCCAAGUAAGCGGACUGUCGCUUCGCGAGGAGGUGGAGAAAAAAAGCAAAAAAAAAAAAAAAACCCGCAAAGGCUCUUUUCAGAGCCGCC